Molecule: messenger RNA, 1796 nt
Organism: Macadamia integrifolia
Lineage: Eukaryota; Viridiplantae; Streptophyta; Magnoliopsida; Proteales; Proteaceae
Product: peroxidase 19-like
Exons: 3
Coding region: 70-1107 (345 amino acids)
Biological process (GO): response to oxidative stress; hydrogen peroxide catabolic process
Molecular function (GO): heme binding; peroxidase activity
Source: RefSeq, a predicted model, not a curated record
AUUUACUUCGUCCUCUUCCCUCUCUCUCUCUCUCUCUCUCUCUCUGUCUGCAAGUUUCUACUUUGUUCAAUGAUGUCUACUUCUUCUUCUUCUUCUUCUUGUUUUCUAUUCGUAUACACUGGUUUAUUCAUCCUUGUAAUGAUCAUGAUGUUACCCACCUUAGAGUCUUCAAAGACUUAUUCAGAGCAGCUCUCUGUGGAAUACUACAACAAGACCUGCCCACAGCUUGAAGAGCUCGUCGCUUCAGUGGCCUCUCAACAGUUCCAUGAAUCACCAAUCUCUGGGCCCGCAACCAUCCGUCUCUUCUUCCAUGAUUGCUUUGUCCAAGGCUGCGAUGCUUCGGUUCUGAUAUUGUCAAAGCCUGGAAGUUCAUCAUUGGCCGAGAAGGAUGCGCAAGAUAACAAAGACCUGGCAAGGGUGGCGUUCGAUAGCAUAGAGAAAGCUAAGUGCUUAAUCGAAACCAAAUGCCCCGGCGUUGUUUCCUGUGCUGACAUUCUCGCCAUCGCAGCCAGAGAUUUCGUUCACCUGGCAGGGGGUCCUUAUUACCAAGUGAAGAAAGGCAGGUGGGACGGCAAGGUCUCAAUGGCAUCAAAGGUGAGCUCUAAUAUCCCACAUGCGAAUUCCACGGUGGACGACCUUCUCAAGCUCUUUGCCUCAAAGGGUCUAAGCCUAGAAGACUUGGUGGUGCUUUCGGGUGCCCACACCAUUGGUUUUGCCCAUUGCGAACAUUUUGUGAACCGGCUUUAUAACUAUAAAGGCACAAAAAAGCCCGACCCAUCCAUCGACCCGAGACUUCUGAAAGCCUUAUGUAUGAUGUGUCCGGCCUCCGGUGGCAACACUGAUGUUGUUGCGCCACUUGACGUUAAGACGCCGUUUGCAUUCGACCAUGUGUAUUACAGGAAUUCGCAGGUUAAGAUGGGGCUCUUGGCCACUGAUCAAGAAUUGUUCCUGGAUCCAAGGACCCGACCCGUUGUUGUGUCUCUUGGGAAAGAUAAGAAAAAGUUCUUUCAGGCCUUUUCAGAAGCAAUGGAUAAGAUGGGUUCAAUAGGAGUGAAGAGUGGAGGUAAGAAUAUGGUGAUUAGGAGAGAUUGUGCUCAGAAUGUGUGAUGGUUUUUGUGCUCUUAUUCUUGUCAUCUUCUCUGACCUCAGUGUGUUCUUGAGUGAGAGUGAGGAUGAGGGUUGUUGUAGGGGGGCUCACAUGACUCCAGGCCCAUUUGUUUGUGGGUGUUAAAAUUGUCUUUGCAUAAAAAGGGAGGGCAAAAAAAAAAAAAAAAAAGAGGUGAGCAAUUUUGGGAGAAAAGAAAACAAAGAAAGGGGUUUUAGGGUUUUCAUAUUGUGAGCUUAUUUCUUGGUUGGGAGGAAGAACUCAAGGAAGAAGGAGAAGCAAGUGUUGGGUAAUCUAACAACAACUGCCUAGUGUAGUUGGUGAGCUAUGGUGUGCAAAAAACUCAUGCUCACCAGAAGGUCUCAAGUUCAAACCUCCUGGAAGUUGCCUACUUCCUUCCCUACCUAUAAAAAAUAAGUGUUGAGUAAUCUUAGAAAGGUUACUCAAGAACAGAGGCAAUCAAUCAUUGCAAGAGUUGGUUGUCUCUACAAGGUUAAGGUGUUCUACAUAGUCUUUGGUAAUGAGUUUUAGUGGUGAGGUUGAAGUUUUUCUAUUGAGACUGUGAGACCUGUGAUUUUUCCCUCUUCAUUGGAGGGUUUUCCAUGUAAAUCGAUCUCUUAUCUCAUGUGUGUUGCUCUUAUGGUAUUUGAUUAUUUGCCCCAUUUGAAUUUCAAUUACAUUUUGUUUCACU